AUGCCGAGGAUAGACUCGAAACGGUUUGCCUCUCAGGCUCAAAAGAUGGCUGACAUUGUUACAGAACAAUGGAUUCAAAUUCAGCGGCUUGAGCAGGCUCUUCAUAUUACACAAAUUUUGACAUUUGAUAAUGCCCUCUUGUUUGCUGAGAGAAAAAAGAAGAAGAAAGAUUUGUCUCCUCCUCCUGUUGCAUAG
Molecule: messenger RNA, 195 nt
Organism: Prunus armeniaca (apricot)
Lineage: Eukaryota; Viridiplantae; Streptophyta; Magnoliopsida; Rosales; Rosaceae
Source: the annotation of a GenBank genome assembly